AUAUUAUGUAUGUUGUGUUGUGUGUGCGUGGUGAUUUGUGUUAAAUGCUCUUACAAAAAUAAUUAAAUGAAGUUAUAUUAAUUCCAAAACUUACAUAAAUGUGAAGAAUUACCGAUUUGUGUUAUCAAGUGGUAGUGAAUCCGUCUGGAGGCGGUAAUCAUGUACGUUUAUUGGCUAUUUGUGGAUUCUGGAUAUCGUCUCGUCCAUGUACCAUAAACAACAAUGUCAGCGAUCCCGAUUUUUUGUUUCGUGCUACAUACCCCUUGUUGUACCUUAAUUAGAUCACUUGAAUAAUAUUAAUUAAUGUUAGACGCUUUCUCUAAAGGUGUCGUUUAAUCGAAACGGCGUGCCCAUAGCAAUAAAUCGGCCAUAAUAAACGUGCGUUUAUGUGAUCAGUGCUUCGCGCCUGUCUACACCCGAAUCAUCUCAUUGUUUAUGUAUGGAAAGUAAACCUGGAAUUUUAUAGCGUAUUGCGGCGUUAUCUUAUUUUAAUUGAAUUUCUCGCUACGUUCAGGGUCUUGUGGCUGGGAGGCUGAGUAGAUGUCUUAGUGCCGCAAGCGUCAAUCUUCAAGUUUAGUUAGUUGGUGUAGUGGUCACAAGAAUAGUAUCAUUAUUUUACUAAUUUAAUAAGAAUUACUUACAUAUGAAAGUUAUAUUCACAAGCUUUAUAAACAGUCAAGUUGGCGAAAGCACGUAGGGGUAUGAUCAAGGAGAAGGAGAAGGGAGGCAGUGCUCGCCUCAAAGACGAACCCAAUGAUCCCACAGAACCUGGGCACGGCUCCCGCCCACCGUCUGCUUCCCUGCCCACGCCGGCCGCACUGAAGAAGGAUCCCGAUGAGGCGCCCCACCGAGUGAAGCUGGAGCCCCACAGCCAGGGCAGCGCCGACGACUCCGCCCCCGAGCUCGGCGUGGAUGGCAUAAAAACUGAGAUCGACGGCCUUAUGGAUAGCGAUGGUGAUCCAACGAAGUCGCCGCAAUGCGAUCUCGGCGGUCCCGGCUCGUUGAAGUCUGAGCGGCUUUCGUCAGAUUCGAAUGAUAUAAUUGAUCCACAAACUGGACUUCGGAAUAAUGCUGGAAAUAUUCAGGAUGGAAAUCCAAACUGCAGAAAUCCAAAUGGCCCUGAGAACAUGGGUUCCUGUCGAAUGGGAGGUUCUGGGCCUAUGGGCCCCGGGGUCUCAAUGGGGCCAUUGUCCAGUGAAGCACAGACUUUGCCCUCUAAUGUUAUCAGCAAGCAGUCUGGAAGUAUGGAGCAGCAAAGCCAAAUCUUCGUGUUUUCGACACUGUUGGCCAACAAGGCAGCUGAAGCUGUUAUAUCUGGACAGAAUCAUUCGAUCAUUGCUUACCACUGUGCUCAGCCCAACACUAAGAAAUAUCUGGAGAAACAUCCAUUAAAAAUUGGCCAGUUUAAUAAACAGAAUCCCGCACAGUGGCUAAAUAACUUAGCUAUGGCAAAACGAGGCGGAAUGAGGGGUGGACCUAACAUGAUGAGUGGACCUAACCAGAUGGGCCAUAUGAUGGGUGGACCUAUGGGUCAAAUGGGUCCUAUGGGUCAUGGUGGAAUGGGGCACAUGGGACCGAACAUGAUGGGUCCUAACAGAAUGGGUGGACCUAAUCAGAUGAUGAUGAUGAAAGGUGGGCCCGGGCAAAUGGGACAAAUGGGUCCGGGAAUGGGGCCAAUGGAUGGGUUUCCAGGAGGCACCCCGUCCUGCGGUGUCAUGGACGGCCUCGGUGCUGAUGGUGAAAUGCCAUGGGACACCAAAAACUCCUCCGUAAUGUCGAAUGGGAUGUCGAAUGGACCUUCGCAGAUGCCCCCGUGUUCGGAAUCGGGCCCCUCAGACAACAACGGGGACAAUAUGUCGUGCCAACCCGGCCCAAAAGUUUCGUCCGUAGGUGUCAAAAUACCAGACGAAAACCUGACGCCGCAGCAGAGAGCUCACCGAGAAGAACAGUUGGCCACGAUACGGAAGAUGCAGCAACUACUGUUCCCGGAGAGUGGCAGCAAUCCCAACCAAAGCGGUGACGGAUCCCAGCAGAAUCAAGAUAUAAAUCCACCAAAUUCAUCUGCCAGUAUGAUGUCCUUCCCACCUAUGUCGUCACACGGACCUAUAGUAUCCGGCCCGAACGGACCAAUGGUCUCAAUGCCUAGUGGAAUGAACAGUGGACCCAGUUGUACAAUGGCCGGUCCUAUGGGACCAAACGGUCCUAUGGGGGGGCCAAUGGGCCACGGACACAUGGGCCCUAAUGGACCUAUGGGCGGGCCGAUGGGUAACAUGGGCUCGGGGAUGGGUAUGGGUCACGGAGGUAUGGGUCCUAAUGGUAUGAUAGGACCGAACGGGCCCAUGAUGCCCGGAAUGGGGCCCAACGGUCCUAUGGGCCCAAUGGGACCGUGCGGCAUGAAGGGAAUACGCGGAGCUUGUGGUGGGCCUGAUAUGAAGCCAGGGAUGUGCAGUGAUAUGCACAUGGGUAGGGCGUGCGGGGGACCUAUGGGCAGAAUGCCAAACCCGAUGGGUGGUAUGGGUGGCCCUAAAAAUUGCAUGAUGGGAGGACCUCACAUGGGACCUAGGAUGAUGCCGGGACCUAAUUUGUCUGCAAUGAAUGGUGGGAUCAUGAUGGAGAGCAUCAUGGGCGGUAUGGUGCCGCACGGAGACUGUGGUCCCGAGCACCACGCCAUGUGCGAUGACUACGGGAGACCCACUAGAAAUAUGGGGGGGAGUGAAGGCGGAGGCCCGGGAGGCCACAAGGGUUCCCUGAGAAGUCCCAAGAGCCCGUCGCACGCCGCGGACAUUGAUUGGCAGAAGUUGCAGCACCAAUUCUUCGACGACAGCAAGAACAUGGACAAUGAAUUAGGUGGUGGAAACAGCGGUCAAGUGAAAUCCCCUUGUUCGGAACGAGGCGGGUGCCUACCGCCGCCGCCCUACGGCGCUUCGCCCCUUCAUAGGUCGGCCUCUGUGCCCAUAGCGUCCCAGUCUCCGUCGCAGGCAGGCUCCUCGGAGGCCCCGCGCUCGGGCUCGGCGCUCAGCAGUCCGGCGCACUGCAAGUCACACAAGCACGAGCCGCCAGAGAUAUUAGAGAAAUUGGACGAUGGCGUGUUUGUCAGAACGCUCCAAUGUCUGGCGGCGCAACGACAGAAGAACCAAAGCAAGGAGCCCAGUUUGAUGCCCGUCCCUUCUCCGCAACAAAUAUCUUACCUCAACCAGUUCGAAGGCCAAGAGUUGACGAUACAGAAACAGCCAAAUACCUCGCUCAAGGACAGCGGGCCCCCGUCGAAUAGUGGAGGACAAACACCGCAGUCUAAUUCAAAUCAAAAGUCACCUGCCGGCAUGAUGCCUGGUACCCCUGAGGGCCACAGUUCAGUCUCCGAAGGCAGAGCGAACAGGUUCUCAAUGGAACAGAGUCCAGGCUUCACCAACCCACAGACACCCACCUCUGUCUCCAAUAAGUGUGGCCAAGACGAGAAGUCCCGACCGUCUCCGUCGCGGUCGAGUCAGGAAGGCGGCAAGACGCCGCAGCGCGAGUCCGGCCUGAGCCAGGGCCCGUACGCCAAGAGCAGCUCGCAGGACGACUCCAUGGCGGCCACCUCCGAGACGACAUUAUCAGGAGGACCCAAUAGCACGAGUUUGCCGAGCCCAUUCUCAGGCCCUUGUAGUAUGAACAGGCCUGACAACAUUCCCAUCAAUCCCAACCAAGGCCCAAAUGGACCCAUGGGCCCUGUUACGUCAUCAUUUGACCCUAUAUCGUCUCUAGCACAAAUGUCACAACAGUUAACUAAUACAGUUGGAGGAGGCCCUGGACCUACGGGUCCUAUGGGGCCCAACGGAACGGGUAUGGGGCCUUUUGGGUCGGGCCCACAUCAUAUGCAACACCAUCACUCUAUGCAUCCGCAUAGUCAUCCGCAUAUGAUGAUGAAUGACUUAGGUUGUCAUAUGGAAAGCAUUGGCGGCCCUGGCAUGGGUGGUCCCAUGGAGGGGAUGUUAGGAAGUGGAGAUUUCCCGCCUGAUAUGAAUCUUAGCCCUAAAAUGGGAGGAGGGCCCAUGGGCGGACCAAUGGGACCCAUGGGCCCAGACUCGCCUAUGCUAGGACCCAGAAUGGGCGGGGGCAAGAUGCCUCCCUUCAACGGUGCUAACGUCCAGGUGAAAGCGAGCGCGCCAAAUACAAUACAGUAUUUACCGACCAGGCCUCAAAUGCAAUGCAACACUGGACCCCGAGGUCCACCUAGUCUAGACUUCCUUCAGCGCGUCACGAAUCCCAUGCAAAUGGACGGCGGUAAAGGAGUGCAGUAUUUCCCUGGGGCGAGGGGUAUGGAAAUGGAGGGGGCCAUGAGAGGGGUGAUGCGAGCCCCUGGCCUGUUGAGGAUGCCUCAUUACCCGCCCGGUUUUAAUUCCCCACCCAAAAUGUCUGACCCGUUCUCGGGGCCUAAUAUGUGCGGUCCCGGAUUCCGCGCGAAGGGGAUGGGUCCGAAUGUGCGAAUGGGGAAUGCGCAACCACUGCCCCCUUCUAUGGGGGGUCCAAACCCAGGCUUCAAGGGACAAGGAUUUGCAGUACCUUCCACGGCGGACCCCAACUACGCAGCUCAGUUCCACAACUUUCAGCAACAGUUGUACGCGACGGGCAGUCGAGCGCAACCGCAGCCGUACCCGUACCAGCCAAACAAGUGAUGGUCGUUGAGGACUGUGACGGUUCAAACGUGAUACGGACACUUUGAAUAUACAACACAUUUUGUCUAAUGAGGACUAAUUAAUUGCCUUUACCCGAAUAUUACCUUUAAUUACGAUUUAUUCUGCGGAUUUAUAGAACGAAAUAAAGCUAGAGAUGAAAUCUAAUGCUAUCUUUAUGUGUCAGUAAACAGUGACAGAUUUGGCAAUAUAUUUUAUCAGUGGUCAAAGAUUAAUAACGUUUUAGAAACCCAACGUUAGAAUCUCGGUUUAGAAAAUUCGUGAUUGUACUCAAGAAUUUUCUAAACUGACUCUUUCUAAUAGAGUGAAUGUAUAGUGUGAUAUUCAAGUAUUGGUUUAACUUUAAAAACCCACAAUUUCUUCACUCAAUCUGAAGUCAAGGGUGUGUUUCCACUGCACUCGGACGAAGUGGCUCAAAAGAUAUAGGCCAGUUUUACUUAAUACUCAAUUCAUUUUCGAAAACAUUAAUUAAUAUGUGCUUAUUUGCAUAAAUCGAUACGCACACUGUUUCGCGUAAUAGUACUACAGAAACACUAUUUAGUGACCAAUAUAACUGGCUUUACAUUAAUAUAGGAUGAAGUAUAUAUUAAAUGCCAAUCUUACCUUUAUUUGCCAGUACCAUGCGUAUUUAUAGCUACAGCUCACGUUCGCACUGUGACUUCGGCAAGUGGAAACGCGCCCCCUUAGCAUGCGACGUACUUAACGUAUGAGCCCAGUGAUUCAUUUGUAUUUUAUCGUGUUUGUGAUUUGUUCGCGUAUUUUUAUGCGAUGUUCGUUGAUGUGUCUCUGUUAAGGAUGUACAAAGUGUACAGAUAGAUGCGUUUCGAACAUUCAGUUGAGUCAUGUCGCCUCUCGUCCGCCACAAGAUCAGUGUUAUCGGUUCCUUUUUGUUUUCCUACGCACACAGUCAUCUAGUCAAUUUGAAAUUAUUGCCCGAUUACGUGUAACUAUUGAGUCCACGAUCUUAUUAUUCUCUUACGACACGGAAGUACAUAAUUAUAUGUAGCAAUUGUUUUGUCCAUUGUUAGUUUUUAAGUUAAUCGUAUUAGGGAAAUUGGUUUUAUAUUUAAGUUUGAGGCCGCCGCCUACGCUCACGGUACUGAUUUUAUACUUCAUUUUUAUUUCUUUUUUUAUUGAUCUGAUAGCAAUUUUUUUCUGUCUUCCAUGUUUUAUAGACUUACAGUGAAUCGCGACUUAUCGAUUGUAAUAUGGAACAAUUUUAGCUAUUGUUAGUCAUACUUUAAAGUACUUAAAACUGAUGCCAUAAUUUGUAGCCACAUUUUGUUUCGUGAUAUUUUGAACUUUAUUAUUUAUUGUCCCUCGAACGAUAUUACUUGUGGGCUACUGCGUACUGGCUCUGUUGUGUUCAGUAGUAGACACAGUCGCUACUACAACAAGAUAUUACGCACUUGGCCCACUGAACCUGUUUUGUAUUAUAAGGUGAUGUUAAAAUUAGAUUAGGUAAGCACAUUGUGGAACUCACAGUGGCCUUUACAGAGUGCUUGAAACCGGCACGCCUCACUCACUACAAACUAUUGAGAUUACUAAAGGCUCAGCUAUGUGGAUAGCUCAUAGACGAAUUACUCCCGACUAGCGAUGACGAUAAUAGAAAUCGACAAAUCAGUCUGAGGUCUUUUUCUCGCCCAAUCUACACCAAAUCUCAUUCCAUAUCAUUUUUAAAAUUUAAAUUGCAUAGGCAAGGACAAAUCAGUCGAGUAUCUAGGCAUAGGGUGUAGCGUUUUAACCAAAUACCAUAAUUUAAAAUGCAACUAUUAUUAAGACAAAAAUCGACAAUCUAAAACAUUUCAUGAACUAUCUCUGAGCAAGAAGCGCUCCGCCUUUCGCAAAAAAUGAUGCGGAAAAAGAAUGGAGUAAGGGUACUGUCAGACAAACGACAAAAUAAAAUAGUCAUUAGAACAAAUAUAAUUAAAAGAUGUUCUUAUGAAGAAAUUGUAAACCACUUCAAUGCUCCUCAAGUUAGUUAAUCGACAGUACCGUACAGAUUCCUUAAAAUAUAUACAUGCAUCUUUUUUAGUUAUUACCGGCUUUGAGAACAAGAUAUAUUAUCCUGAAUGCAUAUCACCGCAGAUGAUGUUAUAAAAACAACAUGGCGCGUAACCGAAAAUCGUGACGAUUUGUUAAAAUUUAUCUCAUACGUCGAUAAGGAGUUUCACUUCAAUAAUUAUACAUUAAUUUAUUUUAUGAGUCACGGGUUGGUGUUCUUCGUAACACACACACAUUUAUUUCUACUAUCGUUAUCGAUAAUCGAGAUAGUGUAGGCCAGCAGCACAAGUCCGUACGGAACACGCGAUAGAAGUUAGAUAGUCUUAAUUUAUAUGUAAUUAUUAAUAAGUAAGGUAAAGAAUGGUUCUUGUUGUAGGCUAAGCGGAGCGAUGACAUAGUUUGUGUAAUAUUUAUAUAAGAAAUGAAAUUAAGAUGCAAACUAUUGGUUGUGAUUCAGACACAAUUUGUUGUUUACCACGGGACUGUGGGAUGUUUGUUUCUUAAGACCCCUUUUUUAUUUUGAUUUUUUUUACAUUGUCUCGUUUGUACAUCACUAACAAUUAUUGUACAGAGUAAUUUUGGACUUAAUUUAAGGCAAUAAAUGUAUUUAUUUUAUAACUCGUGAUGUAAGAAUUUAUUCUUAAUUAUUAUAAAAAAAAUAUAUAAUAUGCUUGUA
This is a messenger RNA of Leptidea sinapis, 7353 nucleotides long. Its product is annotated as protein BCL9 homolog. NCBI's taxonomy places the organism in Eukaryota, Metazoa, Arthropoda, Insecta, Lepidoptera, Pieridae. The record is from RefSeq and is a predicted model, not a curated record. The coding region runs from base 702 to 4655 and encodes 1317 amino acids. The transcript has 21 exons.